AUGGGUUUCUAUAAUCAGAUUCUGUUUCUUCUAAUCUUAAUCUCACUUUCACCAAGGUGCCAAUCAUGGGGUUGGUUCUCUUCUUCAACAGAGACUCACUCCACUGAUAAUUCACAAACAAAUGGUUUGCCCCAUGGUUCUGUAGUGGAAUUUUCUAUGAAUGGUCUCAGUGAUGAGAAGGGAAUGAAACUAAUCGAAAAAGCCAAGAGUAAAAUUGUUGGCACAAAUUCUUGUUGGCAGAAUGCUUAUCAGCAUCUCUUUGCCGGCUGCUCACAGAUUCUUGCCGUUGAGGAGAAGCGGUCGAGAUUUGCUUGGCACCUUAGUGAUUGCUUCCAAAAGGACUCUGGACGGCCAGCUUUUCCUUACUGUGACACAAAAUCUGCCAUGAUUAAUUGUCUCAAAAUGUUGAAUGACAAUGAGCACAAGAUUUAUCUUGAAUUCUUACUGGAAACCAAUUCCAUCUGCUAUCAGUUACAGGCCCAUGCCUUCAACAAUAAAAUGGAGAGACUAGUGAAUGAUCUUAAGAAUUCAGCAGAAUAUACUGAAGAACAGUUAGAAAUCAUUGAAGGAAAAACUCACUCCCUAUUGCAGAGAUCCAAUCAGAUUCAGGAUUCAUUGAGUUCAAUAGAUAUUCAAGUUGAAAAUGUUGCUCAAACAACAAAAGAUGCAAAGGAUCACAUGGAUGUUUUAUCUAAGCACUCUGAAGCUGUUUAUAAACAUUCGAAGGAAAUUGCACAUUCUCAAUCAGAGCUGCAAGAGGGACAAGCAAAAAUGAAUGAAAAUUUGAAGGAAGGGAUGUCGGUGCUUCAUGAUGCUUACACCAAUCUAGGCCAAGAAGUGGACAAUGUGAGAAAUGAGGCUGUUGAGAUAGAGAAGCAGAUUGGCAGAGUUGGAGAAACAUUGUCUUCAAAGAUGCAUACUUUACAAAAUUCAGCUGAUGAUAUUGAGAACAUGGCAGGGAAGUCCUUGGAUAAGCAGAAACAACUUCUAGAUGGGCAAUCCAAUGCACUUAAGGGUCUUCAAAUCCUAACACAAUUUCAAUCAGAAGCAUUAGAAGAGAGCAGGAGUACUCUGCAACACUUUGCUGAGUAUGGCCGUAAACAGCAGGAAGAGCUUCUUCAGCGGCAAGAACAACUUCAAAAAGUCCAUGACCACUUGGUUGAAAAUUCAAAUUCAAUAUUGGCAGCUCAGGAAGCUUUUGAAUCAAAGCAAGCAAACAUGUUCAUUGCUCUGGAGAAGCUGUUCGCUUUGCAAAAUGCCAUGCUCCUUGAAUCACGAAUAAUUAAAGCUUUCAUCCUCUACACUGCAUCAAUCUUCAUUGUUUAUAUGUUCACCAGUACAAAACAAACAUAUACCAUAAGAGCAAGGCUUUAUGUUGGUCUUGUUGCUACAUUCCUGGUAGAAGUUGCAAUACUUCGGCUCACAACAAAUAGUCUAGAACGACAAACAUGGCUAAUUAAUGCGGUCAGGUUACUCUAUGGGAUUCUUGCCUUUGUUCAGUUUCUACAUGCCAUUUUCACAUACAGGGACUAUGAAGUUUUGAAUCAUCACUUGAUACUAAACCUAAUGGAUAAGAUCAAUGUCCUGCAAAAAAAUAAAGAGUUGUCAUGGGAAACAGAUAGUGACAUGGACUGGUCUUCAUGGAUUGAAACAGAGUUACCAGAAAGGGACGACAGUUUGGAAGACCCUGACUUCAAAGUUCCAGAAGAAGUUGCAGAGAAUUCAAUAACAACUACUUCCAUGACAAGAAAAUAUAAUCUACGCUGCCGCCAGCAUAUGGGAAAAUUCCUGAAUCUCUAG
Dovyalis caffra is the source of this 1800-nucleotide messenger RNA. The record is from the annotation of a GenBank genome assembly. Lineage: Eukaryota; Viridiplantae; Streptophyta; Magnoliopsida; Malpighiales; Salicaceae.